Messenger RNA from Carya illinoinensis, 468 nucleotides. RefSeq lists its product as uncharacterized. NCBI's taxonomy places the organism in Eukaryota, Viridiplantae, Streptophyta, Magnoliopsida, Fagales, Juglandaceae. The record is from RefSeq and is a predicted model, not a curated record. The transcript is spliced from 4 exons. The coding region runs from base 1 to 348 and encodes 115 amino acids.
AUGGCCAUUCAGAUUUACGAGACGGUUAAUGCGGGAAAAGUAUCUGCUACAGUACUGAAGAGAUUCUCAUGUAUAGCACUGGCGGGUAUGGCGGCUGAGUAUCUUGUGUAUGGAAUUGCUGAGGGAGGCCCUGCUAACAUUGACAAGUUGGACAUGCUACCCAAAAGCUUGGCUUUCACACAGAAGAAAGUGGAUUCCCAAGUCAGAUGGUCUGUACUAAAUACAGUCCUACUUUUGCGGCGCCAUGAAUUAGCACGAGCUAAGCUUGUAGAGGCCAUGUCCAUGGGAAAGUCUGUAGGAACUUGCAUUGGCAUUAUAGAGGAGACCAUAGACGAUUCUGACAUCUAGCUUCAACUGGUUUGAAGUUGAGACUGAGGAAUUCAAGCUCCAUUAACAUUUUUUUCCUUCUAAUUUUCUCUUAGGUAGUGAAUUUGAAAAGGGUAGAACAAGUGAAAGAUUUGUGAUACA